AUGGAGCUGACGCACGCGCGCGAGAAUGCUGCUCAGGAGGGUGGCGGCGGACGAUGGCUCCGGCGCCCGCUCGACCUCAGGGCGCCCUUCGCCAAGCUCGGCGGCUCGUUGCUCCGCUCGCCGCGCUCGCCCAGGACCAGGAGCCGGGACUCGCACCGCCUCGGCCUCGGCGGCCUCGUCGACGACGACGCCCUCGCCGAACCCGCCGCGGCCUCCAACAACCGCCUGUUCGGGCCCCAGGCGCGGCAGCCGUUCAAGCUGCCGCAACGCCUCGCCAAGCCCCUCAUCACCACCCAGCCGAGAGACUGCGCCCACGCGUCCCCGGAGCACGGGAAUGUGGGGACCGCCGCCAGCUGCAAGCCGGUGCCGUGCAGCCGGUCCUACGGGGAUGUGAAGUCUGGUCCAGAGGUCACCGUGCCCGGCGGCGCUCCGCCCGGCGCGAGCAGCCACCAUGCCGGUCUUGGCAAGUUCCCCGCGCCGGGCUCCCUGCCGUCGUCCAUCGGCGGCCCGCGCCGGUACGUCGGGUCCGUGUCCGCGACGGAAGCGGAGCAGUCGGAGGACUACACCUGCAUCAUCGCGCACGGUCCGAACCCGAAGACCACUCGCAUCUUUGGGGACUGCAUCUUGGAGCCCUGCACUCUUGGUGAUGGCGUGGACGCCAUGGAAGUCAAGGAAGGAGCAGAGUCAGCGCCGGUUGGGCCCGCAUGGCCACAGCAGCGGCUCGCCAGCGCGCCCGCAGCAGCGACGUUGGUGGAGCGGGCACAGUUCUGGGUGAAUGAAUUGGGGUUUAUGAAUGUCUGUUUUAUGUUUGCAAAUGCAACGGUAUCUUUUCAGAAAAUCAUAUCGUCGUACCCUGGUCCCUUGUCACUUGUUUCAAUACUGUGUCCUGAUCCACACUUCAAAAAGAGACAUCACAAAAGAAGAGUUCUGCAGCAACCGUUGGUCGAUUCAAUCACAAAAAAUGUCUGUUUAGGCGGACGGGAUGGCUUCUGGAACGACCCAAUGGGAAUCCGGACAGAGCGAGAAAUCCAUGCAGAGCUUGAAGGAGCAACCAUAUACAGGAGGAUGUACCAAAAGAUUAGAGAUGCUUCUUAG
Molecule: messenger RNA, 1095 nt
Organism: Miscanthus lutarioriparius
Lineage: Eukaryota; Viridiplantae; Streptophyta; Magnoliopsida; Poales; Poaceae
Source: the annotation of a GenBank genome assembly